Messenger RNA from Salvia miltiorrhiza (redroot sage), 1536 nucleotides. Its product is annotated as 4-hydroxy-tetrahydrodipicolinate synthase, chloroplastic-like. The transcript has 3 exons. The record is from RefSeq and is a predicted model, not a curated record. Bases 279 to 1337 code for a protein of 352 amino acids. Lineage: Eukaryota; Viridiplantae; Streptophyta; Magnoliopsida; Lamiales; Lamiaceae. Gene Ontology annotation, molecular function: 4-hydroxy-tetrahydrodipicolinate synthase activity.
UCCCCCGCCUACCAAUCAAAAUCUCGCCGCCGCCACCUCCGCCGCUCCUCCGCCUUUCCGCCGCCGCGCUCACGCAAAUUAAGCUAGCGACUGUUGGAGUUGAACAAAUAAAGUGUAAUGCAGCUGUGCUGCUCCUCUCAAAGCGCCAGUCAUUCCGGCGGAUGCGGAGCCACAGCCACCGCACGUUGCCGGCGAAUUAAGUGAAAUCGCGUUUUAUUCCUCAAAUCGAUCGCAUUAUUUCUCCGUUUGAAUCAUUCUGUUCUCACAAAUUUCCUGCAAUGGCGUCGGCUAUCGGAUGCUAUUCUCUCAAUGGUAGCCAUCGAGGAGGGAUCCCAAAAUGGAGGUCACCUAGGGCAGCUGUAAUCCCCACUUUUCAUCUUCCAAUGCGUAGUUAUGAAGUUAAAAACAGGACUAAUGUUGAUGACAUAAAGUCGCUUAGGUUGAUUACAGCCAUCAAAACACCUUAUUUGCCGGAUGGUAGAUUCGACCUUGAGGCCUACGAUGCCCUGAUGAACGUGCAGAUCAACGACGGUGUGGAGGGUGUGAUCGUUGGAGGCACGACUGGCGAAGGCCAGUUGAUGAGCUGGGAUGAGCACAUCAUGCUCAUUGGCCACACGGUGAACUGUUAUGGCGGAUCCAUCAAGGUUAUCGGCAACACAGGAAGCAACUCGACUCGGGAAGCAAUCCACGCUACGGAGCAGGGCUUCGCCGUUGGAAUGCACGCAGCCCUUCACAUCAAUCCCUACUACGGUAAGACCUCCUUGGAGGGCUUGAUCGCUCACUUCAACAGCGUGCUUCCGAUGGGCCCCACGAUUGUGUACAACGUGCCAUCCCGAACGGGCCAAGACAUUCCCCCCGAUGUGAUCAAGAAGAUAGCAAAGAGCCCCAACUUGGCCGGUGUGAAGGAGUGUGUCGGGCACGGGAGGGUGGAGCAGUACAUGAGCAGCGGGGUGGUUGUGUGGAGUGGCAACGACGAUCAAUGCCAUGACUCGAGGUGGGAUCACGGGGCUACCGGAGUAAUCUCAGUCGCGAGCAACUUGGUUCCCGGCCUGAUGAGGGAGCUCAUGUUUGGUGGGAAGAACUCUGCUCUGAAUGCAAAACUUACGCCUCUGAUCGAGUGGCUCUUCGUCGAACCGAACCCGAUCGGGCUAAACACGGCCCUCGCUCAGCUCGGGGUGGUGAGGCCAGUUUUCCGGUUGCCAUAUGUGCCCCUUCCUUUAGCAAAGAGGGUGGAGUUUGUGAAUAUAGUCAAUGAAAUUGGAAGGGAGAAUUUUGCUGGGAAAAAAGAUGUGCAGGUGCUUGAUGAUGAUGACUUCAUUUUGAUCGAUCGUUAUUAGAGCUGUUCGAGUCACUCGACCCGGCCCGGCCCGAGCCCGUUGUGCCUACUGAGGAAGCCGGCCCGAGUUUGUAUUGAUCUUUCAACCAUGUUUUGUGUGGUUAGUUGAAAUUCAAUCUUGUGCUCUGAGUUCAUACUUCCCUAACAAGAGGCAGUUAAAAACUAUUGACAAGUCGAAAACAAUUAAUAUUUCCUCAUCA